AUGAUUGCUUUUCCGAGACUCCAAACCAUCCUACUCGUUAUAGCUCUUAUCAUUACUCUCCAUCCAGCCCCAGCGGCGAGUGCUGCGAAGCCGGCACCCGCAACAUGUGACAUAUAUUUCUUCCCCAGCGCUACUGCAGACAAAUAUAUGUGCAGAACCACGGCAGUCGACAGUAAAGGAAAGCACCAGAAUUUAAAGUGCACGCUUUCCAAAUGCACAAUCAAGGCAGGUUCCUGGGAAAGUUUUGCCUUCGAAAAUUGUUUGCUUUAUGCCGAUAAUGACAAAACCAAACAACCAGUUGUCGGAGCUAAACCAGAAACUGUAAAGGCAGUACAAUAUCAUGUAAUUGUUGACCCAAAAGAGACCUAUCUUCAGGUCUUUGGUCGGUCCAAUGGAAAAUGGUACAAAUGCCCUGUUGACCCUAAAAAGCCAGAUGCUAUCAAUUCUCAAAGAGCCAUCUGCACUGACUGUGCAGUCAAUUGAGAUGUUGGUGGGUGACUCUAGGGUAAAGCAUUUCAGUUUGGGAAAGAAAUUCUGGAAUGUGAUCAACCCAAUUUGAUUUCAUCCUUUUUGCAGUUGGAUUCUGUAUUAGACAGAAAGAUUACCAUAUCAAAACAAUCUCUCUACCUCAAAAUUUUGUACAUACAUGCACAGAGAGAUUCUUUUUUUCUUUUUUUUUUCAUUGCCUAACCAUGAUGGAUAUUUUCACAUUGUCAAAGAAGUUUUUCUCUAUUCCAGUUUCUUGUACAUCAAUGUGACAAAAGUCUCUCUUCUAAAUGUAUUUUUUUUUUUCCUUUUCAUUCCUCAUUCCCCAUUUUCUUGUAUGAAUUUCUUAAAUGUUGAUUUGCAAAUAAGAUCUCCUCAAUAUUACCAUCGGGCAGCAAUAGAAAGAGCUUGCCACAAUGGAUUUUAU
Messenger RNA from Puccinia graminis f. sp. tritici CRL 75-36-700-3, 913 nucleotides. RefSeq lists its product as uncharacterized. NCBI's taxonomy places the organism in Eukaryota, Fungi, Basidiomycota, Pucciniomycetes, Pucciniales, Pucciniaceae. The record is from RefSeq and is a predicted model, not a curated record. The coding region runs from base 1 to 483 and encodes 160 amino acids. The transcript is spliced from 5 exons.